This is a messenger RNA of Pygocentrus nattereri (red-bellied piranha), 1167 nucleotides long. RefSeq names its product lefty2 (gene lft2). NCBI's taxonomy places the organism in Eukaryota, Metazoa, Chordata, Actinopteri, Characiformes, Serrasalmidae. Gene Ontology annotation, molecular function: growth factor activity; transforming growth factor beta receptor binding; cytokine activity. The transcript is spliced from 4 exons. Gene Ontology annotation, biological process: SMAD protein signal transduction; BMP signaling pathway. Gene Ontology annotation, cellular component: extracellular region. The record is from RefSeq and is a predicted model, not a curated record.
AUGCAGAGGGUGCAGCUGCAUAUAAAGGGGAAGGUCACUCAGCUUUAGUCACUUCAGCAGUAGCUAGUAAGCCAGAUGAACAUGGCUCUCCUCAUCCACCUGUUUAUGUGUGCUACGGUUAUUUUCACAGCACACAGUUGGGCUGAUGAUGAUAUGAAGGAAGCAGUGCUCCAAAAACUCGGUCUAAUGGACUUCCCUAAGAUUGAGAAGAGAGACUUGGAGAACCUGGUCAUCCCAACUCACGUCAAGAACAAGUAUGUUUCCAUGCUGAGGAAACACAACAACAGAAGAAGGAGGUCUCUGCCAAGCCUGGCCGGAAUUCUCAGACGCAGUCACACUGGCACAGACAUACCAGGGGAAAUUCAUUACUCAGACAGAACUCAGCAGCGCCUUGUAUUUGACAUGGAGACGAGGCUGCAGGAAAACAGCGAGGUCACCAUGGCAGAGCUCAAACUCUACCAGACAGCUCCACGGCAUCAGCACACAUUCGAGAAAAAGAAACAGAGACCUGUCAGCAAUGCCCGAGUCAGCAUUUACUGGGUGGAGGGCCUGGGCAAUGGCUCCAAUCAAACAGCACUGAUAGACUCAAGGCUAGUGCCACUACAUGAGUCUGGCUGGAGAAACUUUGAUGUGACUCAAGCAGUUCAUUACUGGUCAAAGUCCCAGAAGAAUAUGCCACUGCAUUUGGAGGUCUGGGUUGAGGGAGAGAGGCCUGGCAGAUACGCAGCUGAAAUGGCAAAAAGAGUGAGCUUCACCACGCAACAAACAUCUGAAAACACCCUUGACAAGAGUGCAGGCACACCGGAGCUUAUUUUAUACACCUUAAAUUUAGACGAAUAUGGGUCUCCAGGAGACUGCAGGCAGAACACAGACAGUGUCAUGUGCUGUCGGGAGGAGCAUUACAUAAACUUCAGAGAGCUUACAUGGACACAGUACUGGAUCAUCGAACCUGCUGGCUACCAGGCUUUCCGAUGCACAGGAGGGUGCAAGCAGCCCAAGCGCAGUUAUGGCUACGGACGGAGGACUUGCGGAGUCGCACAAACUGCACCACUGCCUGUCAUGUACCUGGUGAAGAAAGGCGAGCACGCAGCAAUCGAGGUGGCUGAAUUCCCAAACAUGAUUGUUGAAAAGUGUGGAUGCUCCAUGGACAAACUAUUCACAGCUUGA